GGAGAUGGUGAGCUGUGUUGAGUGGAAGUCGGUGGAUGAGUCGCAUUUUAAAUCACGGACUCCACUGUUCGUCUGAAGACUGUUACUUGGCGUGCAGCUUUACGGGGGUUUGUUUAUUUAUUUUUUUAUGUUUCUUAUGUAUUUAUUUGUCUCUCCCGUGUUUUUUUCCCGGGUUGAUGCUCCUGCACGUUUUUGACGCGCAGCCACAGGUUGACCGAUUUAAUCCAGUCACCAUGGAUUAUGAUCCCUCCUCUUCAUCUCGUGUCGAUUGCCACUGACAGUAUCGAAAUGGGCACCGUCCACAGAUCAGAGAUGACAGAAACAAAGUGAUCACACCUCGAGAGCAGACACGGAGGCAGCAUCUGCGAGGAGCGACGCGCAAUCUCGAGAAACAAGCGAGGACCUGUGGAGGAGCCACAUGAAAGGAGGCGAUUAGAUGAUGGGAUGGCCGUGACAACAUGAAAAAGAAAAAGUGUGGUGGUCUAUUUUCAUCCAGCCAGUGAUUCAACACACAACUAACCUGGAGGACAGGGACUGAGGGAGAAGAGGUAGGAGGAGACAGGUGUGUGGCCACAGCUGUGACCAUGGAGCCUCCCCCCUCUUUGAGCUUGGCUCUGCUAGGAGGCAGUGAGGAUGAGGAGCAGCGCCUCCUCUUUCCCCUGGGCAUCAUAUCCCAUCCCUCCAGCACGGGCAACCAGCCAGGAUCAAAUCACUCCAACCACAUGGGAGGUUCAAGCCUCGACCGCCUAAAUGGCAGCACCCCAUCCCCCGCCACGCCCAACUUACCUCCAGCACCUAAGUUACCCAUGUCCUCCUCUGGAGUUCAGCCGCUGCCCCCUCCCAUCCCCAAUGCCCUGCACCCCACCAGCACCCCGUUGUCCUCCUGCUUGGGCUCACAGCACAGCCUGAGCGGGGACAACUCCCCAAUCUACAACGCCCUUUUUUACUCCUCCCACUCACCCUCCAUGGAACGGGACAGGGACAGAGAUCGAGACAGGGACAGGGAGCGAGAGAGAGGGUGCAAGCACAGGCAGGCCAGCCCUCUGGUUCAUCGUAGGGACAGUAACCCUUUCACAGAAAUUGCCAUGAGCUCCUGCAAGUACACAGGUGGCGUCAUGAAGCCCCUGAGCCGCCUCAGCGCCUCCCGCAGAAACCUCAUAGAGUCAGACAGCAGCAGUGAAACCAAAGAGGGUGGUGUUUUAGCUGUUGCUGGAGCAACGGCCACUGGGGGCCAUGACCGACCAAGGGAGGCCCCUCCCACUUACUCUGUGUCCCAGUCAUCCACCAAUCAACCCCCAAUCCAGAGCCCUCCAGAGAUUGUGAUUUCAUCCAAGGAAGACUUGCCAUACCCCAGAGGAGGCUAUGACAUCACUGACUCCUCAUCUAACCAGAUGUCCAUCUACCACCAGAAUCACACGUUGGUGGAGAGCAGGCGGACACAGUCAGGGGGGAGGAGCAGCAGGCAGGGAGGGAGUGGAUCUACAGGCACCGGCGCCAGGGGCAGCACAUCCAAGGCCCACAAACGAAAGAACCAAAAUAUUGGCUAUAAACUGGGGCAUCGGAGGGCAUUAUUUGAAAAGAGGAAGAGGCUAAGUGACUAUGCCCUCAUCUUCGGAAUGUUUGGAAUCGUUGUCAUGGUGAUUGAGACGGAGCUGUCAUGGGGCGUGUACACAAAGAGUUCCAUGUAUUCUCUGGCCCUGAAGUGUCUGAUCAGCCUGUCCACAGUCAUACUGCUGGGCCUCAUCAUCGCCUACCAUGCACGGGAAGUUCAGCUGUUUGUCAUCGACAACGGAGCGGACGACUGGCGCAUUGCCAUGACGAUGGAAAGGGUCCUGCUGAUUGCGCUGGAGCUGCUGGUGUCUGCGGUGCAUCCGGUGCCCGGGGACUUCAAGUUUCAGUGGCGGGCGCGGCUGGCCUUCUCGUAUGCACCGUCACAGGCGGAGGCUGACCUGGACAUGGUGCUGAGUGUGCCCAUGUUCCUGCGCCUCUACCUCAUCGCCAGAGUCAUGCUGCUGCACAGUAAACUCUUCACCGAUGCCUCCUCCAGGAGUAUAGGUGCCCUAAAUAAGGUGCAUUUUAACACCCGGUUUGUAAUGAAAACCCUCAUGACUAUCUGCCCUGGGACGGUGCUGCUGGUCUUCAGCAUCUCUCUGUGGAUCAUCGCUGCCUGGACUGUGCGAGUGUGUGAGAGGUAUCAUGAUGCUCAGGACGUGACCAGUAACUUCCUGGGAGCCAUGUGGCUCAUCUCCAUCACUUUCCUGUCCAUCGGUUAUGGAGACAUGGUUCCGCACACCUACUGUGGCAGAGGAGUCUGUCUCCUCACAGGAAUCAUGGGUGCAGGCUGCACAGCUCUGGUGGUUGCCGUGGUAGCCAGGAAGCUGGAGCUGACCAAGGCUGAGAAACACGUACACAACUUCAUGAUGGACACGCAACUCACCAAGAGGAUAAAGAACGCGGCGGCUAACGUGUUGAGGGAGACCUGGCUCAUCUACAAACACACAAAGCUGAUGAAGAAGAUCGACCACUCCAGGGUCCGCAAACACCAGCGGAAGUUCCUCCAAGCGAUACAUCAAUUACGUAGUGUAAAAAUGGAGCAAAGGAAACUCAGCGAUCAGGCCAACACACUAGUGGACCUUUCUAAGAUGCAGAGUGUCAUGUAUGAGCUUAUGUCGGAGCUCAACGACCGCAGUGAGGACUUGGAGCGCCAGAUGCUGUCCUUGGAGCAUCGGGUGGAGCAGCUCACUGCUGGGUUCAACGCACUCCCGGCUCACCUCUCUGCCACCCUCAGUGCCCAGCAUGCUGCCCUGGUUCACUUGCUGCGAGAAAGAGAUUCGAGGGAUGGCAGAGGAGGAGGAGGAGGAGGAGGAGGAGGAGGAGGUUGUGGAGCUGUGAUCCCCUUUUCCCCCGCAACUUCUUUAUCUACUGCCCCAGCUUCAGUGUCUCCAAUCCAGGUCACGACUCUGGCAGCACCCCCAGCCCAAGUCCCUACUUUGGCCUUGGAGUCUCCGUCUCUGUCUCCUCCUCCACUGAGUCCAGAGGGGAGUCUGGAGACAAGUCCCAACCCCAACUCCUGCACCUCCAGCUGCUGAAGACGGCUGUGAGGACCAGGAAUGGACAAACCUGGGGGACAAGAGCGGAGGAGAGGACAUGCUCGUCCUCUCACUUCAGACUAAAGGAGAGAAAGGAGGAGAGAUGUGACGUGAUCCUCUGAAACCCGUGCUCCAUGAAUGAGGGAUGAAGACGGUAAUAAUGGGAUGAAGAUGACGGGCCAGUAUGGAUGACUUGACAUGCUUGUGAUUUUUGGGGCACUUUCCUUGAUGAUGGGAUGGAGUGGAAGAAAUUGAGAUGGAAUGAUGACUCUAAAAGGUGUGAGGGGGAGGAAGAAUGUCAAGAAGGUGAAAAAUGGAGGAAGAGAGGAAGAGGAGAGAGGAGGGGAAAUAACAAGGAAUAAUUAUAUGAACUCAUAGCUCCUAAACGGAAUCCACUCUAAUUAUUGAAAAAGGCCUUUUAUUCUCCUUCCUCUCUCCCCCCCCCCCUUUCCUCGUCUCUCUCUCCUCCCUCCCCUUCAUCAGGAAUUAAUGACCAUGACUUUUUAUCCUUAUAAUGUAUUUUCUAUAUGAAUGCUAUUUGUGUGUUAACAAGCAUCCCUUUAACAGUAGGUUCGAUCAUACGACCAUCAUUUAAAAAAACUAGUGGCAUGCACUGCACGUACACACACACACACACACACACACACACACACACACACACACAUCACCUUACACCACAGUACAAACACAAAUACACAAUCUUUCACAAUGCAGGCCCUGUUUCCACUCACACAAAGAAAUUAAUGCACCAGCCCACGUUAUAAUACUUAAGCCUAUACUGCCAAGCACUCAAUGCACUCUCAAUCUCCACAGAGCACUGCCAAGCAAUGUAGACUCACUGUAAACAACAACAAAAAAAAAAUGUUCAUCCUAACAACUUUUCUGUCAGUGGGUGUGAGCUAAUGCAGCAGUUUAGACAUCGCAUAAUUGUGAUAUUUUAUCUACUCAGUCAGGAGAAUAACAACAGUUCACCGAGCUCCUCCAAACUGCACCUCGAGCAGGAAUAAGCUGCCGAGGGAUGAGUCAUUGUAUCAUCUGUUUGUGAUGAAGGUGGUAGCAGGAUAUUAAAAAAAAUAAUAAUAAUAAUAACACAACUACAAAAGAACUUUAUUGCUGUGUUGACUGAUUAAGUUGAACUGAUGUUUUAGUGUAACUGUAGUUUUACUGAGUCUUAAAAGAGAUUAGAUUUUUGUUUUUACUUCCUGUCGACAUUAUUAGUUAAUACUGUGAGGGUUAAAGGUCCAGUGUGUAACAUUUAGGAGGGUUUAUUGGCAGAAAUUGAAUAUUCUACCCAUAAUUAGGUUUCAUUAAGUGUAUCAUUUAUUUUCAACGCAUUUGUUCGGUUUUUAAUAGCCUGAGAAUAAGUCUUAUGAAGGGAUUUACUUUAUGGAGGUUUCUACAGUGGCCCAAACUGACUAACCAGCCAGUGAGCGUGCAUUGUACUGAUCAAGUGGCAGCUUACUAUGCAACCAAAGACGACAACAUCCAAUAGUGGACUGUGCUUGUGAAGACCAGGGUCAAAAAAACACCCACCUCCGGCACUCAUGGAGCAGGAACUUGAAGGUCUUCAUCAGGAACAACAUCCCUUUUUUUGGUUUGCAAAGGCCACCGUAGUUCCCCCGACACAUUUGGAGAAAGUGAGGGGAGCAGUCUCACCAUUAGAUGUCACUCAUUCUUACACACUGGACCUUUAAAAGAACAAUUAGACUGUACAAACAUUUAUAGAAUUGGCAUUUCUACAACAUAGAACUUAAAAUGCGUUCAAUGGUCCACAUACAGCGAGUCUUAUCUUGAUGUUUCUAUGCUUCUGACACAGCAGGGGCUCUCCCCAAAAUAAACUGUAUGUGUCGUUAAUACAUGAUCUUUGACUCUGACAGGGCUGGUCAGUGGGGUCAAAUCGACUCGGAUACAAUAGGAAUAUUUUUCAGGAGAAAGACAUAUGAUUUAUAAAAUAUAGAUUUGACUUAUUCUUACUUUAUUCGAUGUUGAAGAUCCAAUAGCGAUUUAUUUGUGUGAUGAUAGGUUUGGUGUGAUCAAUAUUUCUGAGCGUAUGUAUGGCUGUGUUGAUGACCUUUUAUCAUCCUUUUGUAGUCCCGGAACAUGAAUGUAUUCUGUGUAAAGAAAUUCACUCACUCACUCACUCACUCACUCACUCACUCCCGCUCGCUCCAUCACUUAAACUGCCAUGCAGACACAGGAAUAGACACUCACAUGCACAUACACACAUUUAAAAUAUACAGUACACGCACACACACACACACACACACACACACCUCAACAACCAAAGUGCUCUCUCUUAAAUGGACUUCAAUAAGAGGCAGGGAACGCUGCUGUCACUGGGGACACGAGAUAGCAGGAGGCGGCGCAACUAUCGUGACAAUAUUUCCGAGGGAAUAACUGUGAAAAUCUGGCCAUGGACUCGUUACCGUGCUGUACAUGGACUGCUCUUCAUUGCUUUAAACAGGUUAAGGUGGCCAGCAAAGUGAACACAAGGGAACCCAAAUAAAACCUUAUAAAGGAGAAUGGCCAUGAAGGAACAGCUGUUCAUGAAAUAAAUAAAACAAGAGUCUAAGUUGUAUCUGAGAGGAAUUAUAAUGGUGUGAUGGGGGGGGGGGGGAGGGGGGGGCGUGACACAAGCCCUUGCAUUGGAGACAUAUGAAAACUGUCUUAUAGCGACAUGCUGUGGCCGGAAUACUGAAUUACAUACGCUUGGAAUAUUGUACAGUAUGCUCUUAACGAAAUCUAGCUUUGUAUUGCUUAGUCUUUUUCUACCAUUAUGAUUAAACACAGUUAUAGCGGAUAUCUAAUAUUACUGAACUCUAGUAUUCUUCUCUUUGUCAUGACAAUUAUGAUAUAUGUAUUAAGAAUAUGUUAAUAAUAAUUAUGAACAAGGAAAGUGCCGUUUGAGGUUGAAAUUAUUUUGUAAUUUUAUUUUAUCAGAGAGAAUUAAUAAAGUAUAUAUCCAUAACAUGGCAGCUUCCAUGUUUUCUGUGUUGCUGUUAUUGCAUGUUGUGUUAUUUAUGUUCUGAUUUCUUUUAUUUCUUUCCUCUUCUAUUUUUUUUAUUUUUUUUCAUUUUUUUCAUGGUGAUGUGGGUUUAGGUGCAGAGAC
Messenger RNA from Solea solea (common sole), 6198 nucleotides. RefSeq names its product potassium intermediate/small conductance calcium-activated channel, subfamily N, member 3 (gene kcnn3). Gene Ontology annotation, molecular function: calmodulin binding; small conductance calcium-activated potassium channel activity. Gene Ontology annotation, biological process: potassium ion transmembrane transport. Bases 585 to 3089 code for a protein of 834 amino acids. The transcript is spliced from 10 exons. Gene Ontology annotation, cellular component: neuronal cell body; plasma membrane; neuron projection. Lineage: Eukaryota; Metazoa; Chordata; Actinopteri; Pleuronectiformes; Soleidae. The record is from RefSeq and is a predicted model, not a curated record.